Molecule: messenger RNA, 2533 nt
Organism: Acromyrmex echinatior (Panamanian leafcutter ant)
Lineage: Eukaryota; Metazoa; Arthropoda; Insecta; Hymenoptera; Formicidae
Gene: cact
Product: NF-kappa-B inhibitor cactus
Biological process (GO): cellular response to tumor necrosis factor
Cellular component (GO): cytosol
Molecular function (GO): NF-kappaB binding
Source: RefSeq, a predicted model, not a curated record
GAAAGUGGAGAGUUCCGUCUCAUUUAUCCGGCACGAUUUUGUUAUCGUUCGCUUGACGCUCGAGUCAACUCGCCCAUUUACUCCGCACUCGUUCGCACUUCACAGUUUGUUUCGAGACGUGAGACGAUGAGGUUUGCGGAUGCUUGCAAUAUUUCGACUACGAUUCGAUAUCACGACAAGCCCGAUCAAGCCGCUUUCCGUUUGCGCUUUCUAUCUCUUUGCAACAGAAAUCAGCCCAAAUGCAUCUCAUUCUCCUGGUGCAGCAAAUGACGUAAAACAGAAUAAUACUGCGUCCACAGCUGACGCAAGUCGAACCUUCAGGUUGAAGAAGAAAAAAAAAGAGAAUAUAUACGCGCGCAUUUCAAAGUGGAGAGUAACAAUUAAAAAUAGGAAGAAAGGAAUAGAAGACUGGUUAUAUACGCGUCGGCGAGAGCGAAUGAGAAAGAUGCCGAGGAGAUUCGACUUACGAGCGACUCGAAAGUGUAUCGAAAGAAUUGACGACAUACAAUAACUUAUAUACAGUGUGUAACAGCGAAAGAUAAUACGAAGUAAGUAUUCAUACCAAAAGAGAAUUUCGCGUCGGAUACAAAUUACAGAGAACACAAAUGGAACAUCCAUAACAAAUCUCACGGAUUAGAAUUAUUAGAAAUAUAAUUAGGAAAGAAAAAGAAGGCAUUUACCAUCACGUAAAUUUACCGUCACGUCGUAUCGCGCGGCGCAGUACAAAAGUGACAGUGUGUUGAUUAUUAUUUAUUUUCCGAAACGAGCGAUUCUCAAGUUGAGGAAGAAAAAAUACUUUUUCCGCCGCUCCGCGAUCAGGACCGCGAAGAUCGACCAAAAAUGUGGUGCUCUUCCAGCGAGAGCGCUCAGGAGGAGUGUGUUCGAGGAGUCGAGAAGAGAUUGCGGGACGAUGGGAACAAUGACGACGACGACAAUGACAACGAGUUUGUGAACGAUAAUGUCGACUCCGGAUUUCUAUCGGCUGGCAAUAUGCAGCUCAGCGACGAGAUUCGCGAGUCUUGUGUAUCACAGCCGCGACAGGAAGACAAUUGGCGGAUAAACGAGCAAGUUGCAUCGACAUCGGGAGCGACGACCUCGGUAUCGCCGUUAUCGUUAGCGAUAGUGGCGGCGGUCGUCGACAGCGGCGUCGUGGACGUCGACCUCAGCGAAAGCCUGAACCAGCUCACCUUGCAAAAGCAACCCGUUCAGCUCCCUGGCUUGAAUCCCCUCGCCAUUGACAGCGGAAUUCAACCCGAGCCGACGACAAUCUUUAAACUAAUGCCCGUAAAAACGGGGUUCAAAUCGAACCAAAGACUGAGGCAGCACCGGGACGAUCUUUUGCUCAAAGAGUAUCAGCAAGAAGGUGUCAAGAAAUGUGCAAUAAUUAAUGAGAAUACUUGGCAGCUUUACUAUAUGCAGGACGAUGAUGGUGACACGCAAUUGCACAUCGCGAUCAUGCAGGGUUACGUGGAGGCUGCGCUCAUUUUGAUAAGGCUGGCUCCUCAUCCGUGUCUGUUGAACAUCUACAACGAUGACUGGCAAUCAUUUUUGCAUCUGGCAGUGUUGACGAAUCAGUCGCUAAUCGUUAGACGACUGAUUCUGGCGGGUGCAGAUCCAUCUUUGAGAAAUUUUCAUGGAAACACAGCUCUCCACCUAGCGUGCAUGAAUGGGGAUCUUGCUUGUGCCAAGGCACUGACGGAUCCAUUGUCCCCAAUGGAAAGGAAUAAUCUGAUACCCGGACAAAUAGUACCAGCUUUACCUCAGAAUUUAGAGCAGCGUAACUAUAGCGAUACAAGUUACUUCAAUCAGCGCGGGCCUAGUUUGGACCGCGAGACACCAGCGAAAUCUCCAACGACAAUGAGUCACCGUGAGAUGUGUUUGCACUUGGCCGCCACUAACGGACACGUGAACUUGGUACGUCUUCUGUUGCGUCUCGGUGCCGAUCUCGAGGCGAGGGAAGCUUUAGCGGGAAAAACAGCACUUCACCUUGCAAUGGAACGGAAAUGUCGAUCGGUAGUUAACUUCUUGUUGCAAGAAUGCAAGCCUUGUUUAGACACACAGAUGUACAGCGCCCUAACGGCCUAUCAGCUAGCACUGUGUAUCGACAGCCAGCUUGCCAGAGAACUGGUGCGAUAUGGCGCAAAACCGGAGCCGCUGCCGGAUUCGGAUUCGGAUUUGGAGAGCAAUUCCGAGGAUGAAACUUAUGAUGAGACGAGUUAUUUGUUCGCGAUCGUCAAGAUGCAAAACGCAGUCGAAUUGAAAGUUUAAAAUAUUCACUGAUAAGUAUCCGAUUAAUCGAACGGACUCUAAGCACUGUAAGAUGAGUGAGAAUGAACAAAAUUGACAAAAAAACAUGUAUAACAUAUGUGCAUACAUACGAAAACGAAUCUCGAAUUAUAUUAUAAAAAUGACGGUUUUGUCGAAUUCAAGUGGACGAUUGCAGUGAAACAAGAUUACAAAAUGAUUAACAUUAUAUCUCGUGCAAAAGUGGUUUCAUACAUUAUAUAUGUAUAUAUACUCGUAUAAUAAAUAC